This is a messenger RNA of Mangifera indica (mango), 1023 nucleotides long. RefSeq lists its product as uncharacterized. NCBI's taxonomy places the organism in Eukaryota, Viridiplantae, Streptophyta, Magnoliopsida, Sapindales, Anacardiaceae. The coding region runs from base 1 to 1023 and encodes 340 amino acids. The record is from RefSeq and is a predicted model, not a curated record. The transcript has a single exon.
AUGCGAGCAUGGAAGUCAUAUGGCCUUGAGAAUGUAAUGUCCUCUGAUGGGUUUGUUGUGUUUAGAUUUAAAGAGGAAGACGAUGUUCAUCGAGUGCUGGAGGAAGACCCUUGGAUGUUUGGGAGAAAGCAUAUGGUGCUACAACAAUGGCACGCCUACACUUCCUUCGACAUGAACAUAAUCUCAAAGGUUCCAGUAUGGGUUCGGUUGCAUAGAGUCCCCCUUCCUCUUUGGACUCAAAGAGGAUUGAGCACGGUUUCAAGUGUGGUUGGUCGACCACUCUCAUGUGACAAGCAAACAUAUGAAUGCACACGUCUCUCUUAUGCUCGUGUGUAUGUAGAACUGGAUACAAAGAGGACACCGUUACAGAAGUUUGAGAUACAGUGUUGUUUAUCAUCAGACCCUAUUGAAGUUAAAGUGGAGUAUGAGUGGAAAUCGAAGAGAUGUGCUAAAUGUGGUUUAUUUGACCAUAAUUGUCAACCAAAAGAGAAAGAGACCAAGCCCAAGGAGGAUGCACAAGCAGCUUCCUUUGGUCCCUCAGGCUCAACAGUAAAUGAAAAAGGGAAAGCUGUCGCAACAGAUACGAGGGUGAUUGAUGAGGCCAAAGCAGAUUCUCAGGCCAUUACAAGACAGGUUCAGGCACUAGAAAUAAAGGCAAUUGGGAAGAAUAAGUGUUCAAAACGAGGUGAAAAGAGGAGAGAUGCUGAUGUAGGGCCAUUAGCUAUGGUUCUGGUGACCGACCAAACUCAGGGCACCUCUUCAGAUUCAGACACUGAUCCUGACAGCCCAAUAGCUAUAGAGGAGGAUCAGGAUGACUUACUAGACAUUGGUGAGUGCAUUUUGAAUAGGUCAGCAUCCCUGUUAGAGUCACCUAACCGUUUUGCCGUAUUGGACAGAAGUAAGAGCUUGGCCACUACUUCAAAAGCAGUAGAUAGUAGUUCAAAGGUAGUUGUUCCACCACUUGUUACACCUCGUACAAGGGCAAGGAGCAAGAGGGGUGCAGGGCCUCAUGCCCGGAACUAA